GUCUAAAUACAAUGAACGAAAAUGCCAAUGGAACCUACAGCCCCUUCAGAUGGCAUGAGUUACAAAAAGAGCUGCCUACUUUCGGCACAAGUGUCAAGUUUUUCCUUCUCACAAUGAACAGUUCCAUUUUCCUGUGGAUCGGAGACGUUGAGGGCACCUUUUCAAGCCUAUCCGUUUGUGUUCCCGAGAGAGACUCGAAGACCCUUUGUAGUAGCCACAUUUACGGGACCGCUUUUCAUGGUGUACCAGGUGCAUCCCUGGGAUUACGUGAAGAAAUGUUGUCUCGAAAAAUCUCAAAGCGUUUUCAGGUUCCUGUGUACCUUAGCCUUAGCUUAAGUCCAAGUUUGGAAGCAUUGUGGGAUCAGUUCAAUCUUUGUGCUCAAGCCACGCUGUCCGAAGCAGUCGAAGAGGCCUUGUUCACCUUUCUACUCCGGACUUUGCAAUCUGAAAUGGUCACUGAGAGCAGCGUGCAGACACCAUCUUAAUUACCCUAUCAAUUCAUGUCCACCUUUUGUUCACUGCUUUCGACACUUUCAGUGUAAUCGUUAUCUGACAGUCUCUUCUCUAUCAUCUUUUCACAAGCGGUUGAAAUUUCCGAUGAGUAAAAGCAGGUGAAUGGUAGUUUCAUUUGGUCUGCUUUGUCCGUUAAACACUGG
This is a messenger RNA of Dicrocoelium dendriticum, 656 nucleotides long. NCBI's taxonomy places the organism in Eukaryota, Metazoa, Platyhelminthes, Trematoda, Plagiorchiida, Dicrocoeliidae. The record is from the annotation of a GenBank genome assembly.